AUGGCGAAUAGCAAAAUGGAAACACACAGUGGUGCAUUUGAAUGUUUGACUCUUAUUUCGGAACGCAAACUUUAUUACUUAUCGAAUGAGCAAAUCGAGAAGAAUAUCAACGAGCGCGGUUAUAAGAAUGAUACAUCGCUUAAGAAUGUGUCAUAUUCGGAUUUGUCACCUCGAGUUUAUGAAGGCGGAUUAAAAAUCUGGGAAGGAUGCGUUGAUUUGUGUAAUUAUAUUGAUUCAACGCCCGACCAAGUUGUGUUUAUUGAUAAAGUUGUACUCGAAAUUGGUUGCGGUGCAGGUCUUCCAGCAAUUUUAGCGUUACAGAAGGGUGCGAAAGAAGUUUUCGCUCAAGAUUUUAAUCAAGUAGUUAUUGAUUGUUUCACGAAGGACAAUUUUGCACUAAAUAAUGUAAAAGUUGGUAAAUAUCGAUUCUUUGCUGGCGACUGGAAUGAAUUCAAAGAAAAUCUCGGUGAUCAAAAAUUUGAUAUCGUUCUUUCCUCUGAGACUAUAUAUAAUGAACAGAUGUAUGGGAAAUUUCACGAUCUCCUCGAUACUGCCUUAAAGCCUGAUGGCCUUAUAUUGAUCGCCGCAAAGCUUUAUUAUUUUGGAGUCGGUGGUAAUGUGCCAGGAUUCUUAGAUUAUGUUAAGAAUCGCAAUAAAUUCGAUUUUCACAUCUGUUGGACUAGCGAUAGUGAUGUGCCGCGAAAAAUUAUACAGUUAACACGAAAGAUGGUUCACUGA
This is a messenger RNA of Dracunculus medinensis (Guinea worm), 738 nucleotides long. NCBI's taxonomy places the organism in Eukaryota, Metazoa, Nematoda, Chromadorea, Rhabditida, Dracunculidae. The record is from the annotation of a GenBank genome assembly.